Messenger RNA from Phycodurus eques (leafy seadragon), 3734 nucleotides. RefSeq lists its product as uncharacterized. The record is from RefSeq and is a predicted model, not a curated record. Bases 88 to 3660 code for a protein of 1190 amino acids. Lineage: Eukaryota; Metazoa; Chordata; Actinopteri; Syngnathiformes; Syngnathidae. The transcript is spliced from 3 exons.
CAACUAACCCACCAAUGGUCACCUGCCAUCCAGAGGGCAUGAUUGUGAAAACUGAAUGGGCUAUUCCACUCUCGAGAAUAAAAAUAAAUGGAUGGGCUGUACACUUUUGAAUUGGCUGGUGAAGGAGAAACUAAGGUUUCUUGUCCAUCAGUGGCCCCAGGUCUAUCUCAACCUACAAAAAGCCCAACACAGGAACCACUGGAACCCCUGAACAUAGGCUUGUAUCCCUCAUACCCAUUCCAUCAUUCACCUUUAAGUCCCGCCAAACCUGUGGUACCUCACAACCCCAAGCCUGUUCGACAUCCGUUCCAAAUUGAAGCAGUUCCUGCUCAUGUACGGCAGCCAGUGUACUCUCUCUUUCCUGUACCACGGCCUGAAACUAAACCAAACGAUAAGCUCACACCUCAUCUACAGCCUCUCCAAGCACAAACUCCUGAUACUCCAUCUUAUCUCUUCCCCUAUCCAUUUUAUACUACACCUGCGCCUGUAGCAAACCCUGUCCAAAAGCCCACACCUGCUCCACAGCCGCAUCGACCCGAAGUACCUCCAGGUCAUGUGGAGAAGCCAUAUUAUCACUUCUUGCCUGAAAAUAAACCAAGCAAAGAUACAAAGUCUGUUCCUUCUCUGAACCCCCCCAAGACGCAACAACCUGAAGUCCCUUCUGGUAAUUUGGAGGAGCCAUAUUAUCCCUUCUUGCCAAAGCCACAUCCUGAAUAUAACCCAAGCAAGGAUAUUAAGACAGUUCCUUCUGCACACACCCCAAAGCGUCAACAACCAGAAUUCCCUGGUCAUGUGAAGCCAUAUUAUCCCUUCUUGCCAAAUCCACAGGCUGAAUUCACACCGCAAAAUAAACCAAGCAAAAACGCCAAGAAAGCUCCUUCUCCACAACCCCCCAAGCCACAACCACCUGAUGUCCCUUCAGGUUAUUUGCAGAAACCAUAUUACUCAUUCUUACCAAAUUCACAGACUGAAAAUAAACAAAGCACAGAUACCAAGACGGUUCCUUCUCCACAACAAGCUGAGGUUCAACCAGGUCAAGGUGCACAGCCAGCUUCCCCUAACCAACCUCUGCAAACCCCUAAAGCCAAGCCUACACUUUCUCCACAGCUCACACAGCCACAAAACCCAGAGGCUCCAACAGUUCGAGCUGGGCAACCACUCUAUCCCUACCUCUCUUCAUUUUUCCCAGACCCUGAUAAUGAACCCCAGCCAUCCCAACCAGAAGAACCUGAGAAACCACCAGGCAAAGUGCAACAGCCAGUCAAUUAUUUUCCUUCAAACCCCAUGCUAGGACCUGGACCUAAACCAAAUGACAAGCACAUGACUGCUUCACAACAGCCUAAUGACCCUCUGGAUCAAAUAGAGCAGCCAACCCAUCCACACACCUAUCCACUUUACCCUUUGCCCAGACCUAAAGAACCCACCAAAACAACGCCUAAUCCACAAAAGCCUGAGGUUACGCCAGGUCAAAUACAGCAGCCACCCAAUCCAUACUUCUACCCACUUAAUUCUACACCCAGACCAAAAGAACCCACCAGAAAACCAAUGCCAAAGCCCAAGAUCACUACAGGGCCAGUGCAGCAGCCACCCAAUCCAUACACCUACCCAUUUUACCCUAUGCUCAGUCCUAAAGAACCCACCGAAAAGCCAUUGCCUCAUCCAUACAAUCCUGAGGUUCCUUCAAGUCCAGUGGAGCAGCCAACCGACCCAUACCCCUAUCCACUUUACCCUAUACCUAAAGAACCAGCCAAAAAGCCAAUGCUGGAGCUAUGGCCAUUCAAACCACAAAUACCUGAAGUCCCUCCUGGAUCAGUGAAGCAACCAACCGAUCCAUACCCCUAUCCACUUUACCCUAAGCCAGGUCUUAAACAACCAGCCAAAAAGCCCAUGCCAAAUCCAUGGCUAUUCAAACCACAACAGCCCAAGUUCCCUCCUGGACAAGUGAAGCAGCCAGCUGAUCCAUACCACUUUCCACCUUACCCUAGGCCCAGCCCUAAAAAAACAGCCAAGAAGCCAGUGCCAGAUCCAUGGACAUUUAAAUCACAAGACCCUGAGGCCCCACAGAGUCAUGUGGCGUGGCCAGUCUACCCCUUGUGGCAUCAAAACAAACCAGUUGCCAAGCCUGUACAGCACCCCCAAACACCCGUAUUCCCUCCAAGUCUGGUCUCACAGCCGCACAAUCCCUACCUGGUUUACCCUGUUCCCAGCCUAGGAGAAUUGCCCAAAAAGCCAAUGACUUUUCCACAGCCACCAGACUCAAAACAACCUGAAGUCCCUGGCCCUGUGCAGCAACCAGCUUAUCCCUACUAUCCAAUUAAUGUUGGACCAGUUAAAAGUUCACCUGCUCCACUGAAACCUGAGGUCCCUGGGAAUGUCUAUUGGCCUUUGAAACCUCAAACACCAGUAAAACAUAUUUCAACACAUCUUUUUAAACAUACCACUCAGAAGCCUGCAGAAGGUGAAAAACUUUCACCCAUCCAGUCACCGGAGAGUAAGAUGCCUCCUCCACAAUGGGAGCAUAAUGUAACAUUACCCCCAGCCAAGGAACCACAACAGGCUACUCCACUCCUGCAGUCCACUAACGGUGCUGUGGUCCCCCAGGGUUCAGCAAGUGGUUGCUUUCAAAUUUGUGCUGUUGGUUUUUCAAAUUGCUGCCCACAAAUUACUUUGCAUCAGCAUCUGUAUCUUUCCUCUCCUGGACCAGCUGAUAAAGUGACACAUAAAUUUCCAUUUCUUGCUUCAAUGGCCUAUUAUGGACCUAGAAAUGGCAUGGGUUAUAAAAAAAAACCUGAAAAAAAUCCUGAGAAAAAUGUAGACUCUGUUCCAAAUGAAAAGCAACCAUAUCACCAGUCAUCAGGUAGCAAUACUGCUUCAUUACUUGGAAGUAUUCCCAACAAGGUAGCAGCUCCUGAAAGACCAAGUUACCCUUAUUUGGCUUUUAAACCUAAUUCACAGUAUUCCAGGUGGCUGUAUGAGAAUAGUCCAAAUUUAGCACCAAGCCAAUUAUCACCACAAGUUAUGCCCUUCAGGGUUCAGAAUCGAUUUUACAGCCCUUUAUUUACCCCUGUAAAUCAAGAGGCACAAAAUGAGCACCCAAAGACUCAAAACUACCAACAUUUACCUAGAGUCAUAAAUUAUCCAUCUGGUCUGAAUGCCAGGUCGAAUAUCGACCAGUAUCUUCAACAGCACAACCCAAAUCGUAUGCCAAUACCUAGGGAAUUCUCAUAUGGAUCUGACAGACCUUCCCGUUCUGAAGUCCAGGACGGGCUUAGCCCUUUGCUUCCUUACUCCAUGCUUAAUGAUGCUGAAGCAACAAAAAACACUUCAUUCCUGCAGAAUUUGCCACAAUCGUCACAUUGGAAUAAACCCAAAAAAUCCUCCAAACGUGAUCAGACUGACCAUUCUUCUGACCCAAAAGGAUACGUACUCCUUCAGCGUGGCCCACCAGGUAAAGCACCAAGGUGGUCUGUGAAGUCCAAAAAUUUCAAGGUUGGCGUUCAUGACCAAAAUGUCCCGGUCCAACAUUUUGCAAGGCACCAGCAUGUUAACACCUGGAAUAGGAAAGCUCUGCUUGGUAAAGGAUUGACCGAGUCUUCAAGAAAUCACUUUAAACUAAAAAAAACUCAAACAAAUGCACCGCUUGUUCUUGGACCAAAAUAGAGUUCAACAAACAUGGGUUGGACUGUAACAAGCUGAGAUGAAUUGCAUUAAUUGCAAAUAAACUAUUGACUUUA